AGGUAAAAUGCCCGAAUGAUACCAAGAAAGAAGCUACUUUCUUUGCCUCGUUCGAUCCAUUGAAAGUGGGUUCAAUGUUAUCUACCAGAGCAGUUGACUUGCACACAGUAUAUGAUUUUUUUUUUUUCUCAUGUCGUGAUCAUAUUUUAUGGCAAAAUAUAGAUAAAUUGAUUUCAAAACUCAACAUCCUAAUUAGCAAAUAAAAUAAACCCUUUACUGAGCUUCUUAAUUCAAUCACUUUUUGAACUUGUUUCUUUCUUCGCAAAGCAGAAAAAGCAUUAGAAUUUUGAACGAUGGCUUCUGGUUUUCCUUGUUGGAGCAUCAUUAUCAUCUUUUUUAUUCUGCUUGUUCUGACGAUUGCUCAACCCUGUAGUGGUUCCGGAAGGAUGAUCUAUGAAUCAGAAUGGAAAGAAGAAGACAGAGACUACGUAAAGCAUGAUGGUGAUGUUGGUGAUCAUGAUCAGAAGAAAGCAAUUGAAAUAAACGGCCAUGAUCGCCCCUCAUCUCAGAUGGAUCCUUCAGUGAACAUUUUCGUCACCAUAAACACCCUUGAGAUUGGUAAAAGAAUGCGUCUCUACUUCAACAGCAAGGACCCUUCUAUCUCUCCCCAUCUUCUUCCGAGGGAAGAAACAGAUUCAAUUCCUUUCAGUUCAAGUAAACUCCCUUACCUUCUUGAAUUCUUCUCCUUGUCUGCAACGUCUCCACAGGCAAAAUCCAUGGCGUAUACACUUAAAGAAUGCGAAGAUGCGGAUGCAGUCAAGGAAGAAGUCAAAUUCUGUGCUACAUCAUUAGAAUCAAUGCUUGAUUCUCUACAAACCAUAUUUGGGUCAAAUCCCCAUCUCAAGGUCUUAACAACAAGAUUCAAAACAAAAUUACCAGCUACACUUUUGCAAAAUUAUACGAUUUUGGAAGCGCCUAAAGAAAUAUUUGGUGCAAAAAUGGUGGCAUGCCACACAAUGCCUUAUCCUUAUGCAGUGUUCUUCUGCCAUGGCGGCGGAGAGAGUGGUUGGAACAGGGUGUUUGAGGUUUCACUGGGCGGAGAUAAUGGGGAGUCGGUGGAAGCUGUUGUUGUUUGCCACAUGAAUACAUCUGAAUGGGAUCCUGAUCAUGCGUCGUUUCGCCUUCUCAAUGUACAGCCAAGAACUUGCCCCGUCUGCCAUGUUCUUCCCCUGGAUGAUCUUGUCUGGGUUCAGCCAAUUAUCUAUUAAAGAUUAAGUUCGCAGGAGGUUUGGUGGGCGUAUGUAUAGGCUCAUGUAUGAUUCAUCUAGUGUACAGAAAGCUAUAUAUAUGUAUAUAUGAAUCUGUUUUGAGGUGAAUCCCCGUCUGUAUAUCUUACAUUUCCAUUUUUAUCUCUUGUAUUGCCAUCUUAACCGGGCUAAUCAUGUGCUUACCAAAUUAAAUGACUUCUUAUAUAUCCAACUUUUAAUUUUUAGUAAUAGAAGCUUGAAUAUUA
This is a messenger RNA of Carica papaya (papaya), 1453 nucleotides long. RefSeq names its product BURP domain protein USPL1-like. The record is from RefSeq and is a predicted model, not a curated record. NCBI's taxonomy places the organism in Eukaryota, Viridiplantae, Streptophyta, Magnoliopsida, Brassicales, Caricaceae.